This is a messenger RNA of Eucalyptus grandis, 819 nucleotides long. Its product is annotated as protein HEADING DATE 3A. The coding region runs from base 113 to 643 and encodes 176 amino acids. NCBI's taxonomy places the organism in Eukaryota, Viridiplantae, Streptophyta, Magnoliopsida, Myrtales, Myrtaceae. The transcript is spliced from 4 exons. The record is from RefSeq and is a predicted model, not a curated record.
GGGAGAGAGAGACACUAUCGUACGAAUACCUCACCACCCCCCGACGGUUUGCAAGCUGUUGUCCCGUUUAUACAUACAAAUCAGAAAGAGGGAGGGAGAGAGAGAGAGAGAGAUGCCGAGGGACAGAGAUAGAGAUCCAUUGGUAGUGGGGAGGGUGAUAGGGGAUGUGUUGGAUGCAUUCACCAGGUCCAUCUCUCUCCGUGUCAUCUACAACAACCGGGAGGUCAGCAACAGCUGCGAGCUCAAGCCGUCGCAGGUCGUCAACCAGCCUCGCAUCGAGAUCGGGGGAGAUGAUCUCCGGACCUUCUACACCCUGGUCAUGGUAGACCCUGAUGCACCCAGCCCUAGUGAUCCUAAUCUCAGAGAAUAUUUGCACUGGUUGGUGACUGAUAUUCCAGCAACGACAGGAGCGAGCUUCGGGCAGGAGAUUGUGUGCUACGAAAGUCCGCGUCCAUCGAUGGGAAUCCACCGGUUCGUCUUCGUGCUGUUCAGGCAACUGGGGCGGCAGACCGUGUACGCUCCGGGGUGGCGCCAGAACUUCAACACCAGGGACUUUGCUGAACUCUACAACCUGGGGUCCCCGGUCGCCGCUCUUUACUUCAACUGUCAGAGGGAGAGCGGCUCUGGUGGUCGACGACGAUGAUCAUCCAUCAUCUUCCGACGUAUCUCUCGAACCGUAUUGCUAGAAGCCCUAUAUAUGUAACUGGACGACCCACCUACGUGGUUAUGAAGGCAGAUUCAAUCCUCCAUGCAUGUAUAAAUGCAGAUCUAUAUGUACUAUUAUCCAUAUAAUCAAUGCCAGUCUUCGUAUUAUCAUCU